AUGAAGGCAUCAACCACCCUCCCUAUCCUUGCCAGCCUUGCUAUGGCUAUCCCGGCUCCCCAGAGCACUGCCGACAGACUCUUCUCGCUCUCGGUGGACGACAUUCUCCGAAUGACUCAGGCCAGUGUUGAUGAUGCAAUUGAGAAAGGAUGGACCGAGGACAAACAAUUGAACUUUGACUGCAAAGUGGCUAAGAAUCGCGUUAAAUGUAACACGGGUAUGCCCACGUCUCCGCCCCAGAACAAUUUCAAGACCCUCUGCGAGGAGGUUGGUUGUGGAGGCUGCACGCCACUUUUUGGAAGUCGUUUCAACUCCAAUUACGCCAAUUACAGUUUCACUUGCAAGAUUGACAAGCCCAAAGGUGUUGGUGAGCCAUGCGAGACUGGUUCCGAACCUUGCGGCGACGGGCUGGUGUGCAAGCCAGAUGAGAGUACUCCCGCUCUUGAGUUUGGGAAGAAGGGGAGCUGCCAGCGACACAGCAGCAGGAACAGCCAGGCAAUUCCUGUUGAAGGGUUCUGA
Messenger RNA from Beauveria bassiana ARSEF 2860, 519 nucleotides. RefSeq lists its product as uncharacterized. The transcript has a single exon. Lineage: Eukaryota; Fungi; Ascomycota; Sordariomycetes; Hypocreales; Cordycipitaceae. The coding region runs from base 1 to 519 and encodes 172 amino acids. The record is from RefSeq and is a predicted model, not a curated record.